UAAAAAAAGAGGUUAUAUUUACAUUUUGUUUUGGCAUGAGCUAAAUUAUUAGUUUUAUAACAAUAAUUAAAUAAUUAAUAGAUAAAUUGUUAACAAAAUGCCUUCUUAUGAAUUAUCCAUGGUAUUAAGGCAAAUGUCCAGACCUGAAUUAGUGUCGGUUUUAAAACGUACAGCCGAGUCUAUAUUGGACAAAGGAGGCAUUUUAAGGCAACUACAAAAUUUGGGUUCUAGAGCCUUGCCCUAUAAAAUAAGUGAACAUGGUUUGGUGCACCGUGAGGGUACGUAUUUCACCAUAAAUUUCGAUGCCGCUCCCUCAAAAAUUGCCGAUAUGAGAGAAGAAUUUGGACGUGAUAUCGAUAUUGUACGACGACACAUUUUCAAAGUGGAAGAACCUGAGAAAUACGAGUGUACCUUACACGAAGAAAUGUUACCACCCGCCUAUCGCAAGGAUGUCCAGGAAAUGAUUGAAAUUGCUAAGCGUAAACAAAAACCAAAAUAUAAUUACAAUUCUGGUUUGGAUUAUUAUCCCUUCCAAAAGUAGUUUGUUAAAAAUAUUAAAUAAAGUAGUAAAGCCCUAAAUUAGAAUUAAA
Calliphora vicina (urban bluebottle blowfly) is the source of this 590-nucleotide messenger RNA. It is a transcript of the gene mRpS6, whose product is annotated as mitochondrial ribosomal protein S6. NCBI's taxonomy places the organism in Eukaryota, Metazoa, Arthropoda, Insecta, Diptera, Calliphoridae. Gene Ontology annotation, cellular component: ribosome; mitochondrial small ribosomal subunit. The transcript has 2 exons. The record is from RefSeq and is a predicted model, not a curated record. The coding region runs from base 98 to 541 and encodes 147 amino acids. Gene Ontology annotation, biological process: translation. Gene Ontology annotation, molecular function: small ribosomal subunit rRNA binding; structural constituent of ribosome.